This is a messenger RNA of Lindgomyces ingoldianus, 2091 nucleotides long. Its product is annotated as glycoside hydrolase. Gene Ontology annotation, molecular function: beta-glucosidase activity. The transcript has 3 exons. Lineage: Eukaryota; Fungi; Ascomycota; Dothideomycetes; Pleosporales; Lindgomycetaceae. Gene Ontology annotation, biological process: carbohydrate metabolic process. The record is from RefSeq and is a predicted model, not a curated record. The coding region runs from base 114 to 1850 and encodes 578 amino acids.
GCAGCUCAAUUACGGCAUUGUAACCUUAAGCUUGGAGCUUUAAAAUGAUGGUUAGGUAUAAGUUUUCUUUCCUUCUGGUGUCAUGUCCUUGAGCUUCGUUUGGUGCUGAUACAAUGUCUCUCUCAAUUCUUUUCGCAUUGCUUUUUGCAGUUUCUCCGGUAGUUGUCUCUCAGCAUGCAUCUGUUCCAUCCAGCACAGUAGCUUCUACUAGCCAGACAAGUUCUGGGGCCUCUUCUUUUACCACAAGUGUGGAGCUGUCUGUGGAGGACCUCUGGGAUCUUUACGUUGGCCCAGUUUCUACCUUCUCCAUCAACACCACCGUCGAGCCUACGCCGAUCCCUAGUAGCUCGCUGGUUCCACCGCCGGCUCUGUAUUACCCUCCCUUCCCAAAGGGUCAGCAGGUCCCUCUUCAGCCUAAGAACGAGAGUUGGAAAUUCCCCAAAGGCUUCUGGUAUGGUGUUGCGGGUGCCGCAUAUCAGAUCGAAGGCGCCGUAAAGGCGGAAGGAAGAGGGCCUAGUAUUUGGGAUGUGUUAACCCAUCGAGUGGUGAAUUACGUCUCCACAAAUGAUACGGGAGAUAUCGCAGACAACAACUACUACCAAUACAAAGAAGACAUUGCCCGCAUCGCAGCUCUCGGCUUGAAAACAUACUCUUUCUCCCUGUCCUGGUCGCGCAUUCUACCCUUCGGCUCCGGCUCUAUCAAUGAACAAGCACUCCUUCACUACGAUGACGUAAUCGACACCUGCCUACAAUACGGUAUCAUACCCCAAGUAACACUGUUCCAUUGGGACCUCCCUCUCUUCCUACAGAAUACAUACAACGGCUGGCUAAGUGAUAAAAUCAUCUCUGACUUCACCGACUAUGCACGCAUAGUAUUCAACCGUUGGCACUCAAAAGUCCACUAUUGGUUCACAGUCAACGAACCCAUUGUCUUCUGUGGUUUCUACCCGCUUCCGGCAAAUUACUUCAAGAACACGACCAUUCCGCCCAAACAACAACCCUACGUCUGCGGUCACAACGUCCUCUUAAGCCACGCCUCAGCCUACCAUCUGGCAAAGUCAAUCAACAGCUCGCUCAGCGUAUCCUUCAAGACAAACGGCGGAUUCAAAAUCCCGCGAACAGACUCUCAAGCGGACGCCGAAGCCGUACAGCGCGCCUGGGACUUUAACGAAGGCUGGUUUGCCAACCCAACAUUCAUUAACGGCGACUACCCAACCCACCUAAAAGACUAUGUCAGCGGUUUCCUCCCCGCCUUUACCGACAAGCAAAAAGCGCAGAUAAACGGGACUUGCGACAUCUUCGCGCACGAUGCGUACACUAGCGAUUUCAUCAUGGCACCCGACGCCGGUAUCGACGCCUGCAUUGCAAACACCACAAACCCGUUGUACCCGGGCUGCUAUAACACCACGAAAGUCUACGCAAAUGGAUACUGGACAAUUGGCGCCGCUGGCGACCCGGGAACUCCCUGGCUUAACCAAGCCACAGACUGGGUUCCCUCUUUUUUGCACUAUAUGCAGGACACGUGGAAACCGCGUGGAGGGAUUGCGAUUACGGAGUUCGGCAUCAGUGAGCCGUAUGAGGAACUCCGGACGAAUCUUGCGAGUAUCUUGAUUGAUCCGAUAAGGUCGAAUUAUUACAAGUCGUAUCUCGAGGCUAUACUUAUUGCGAUUGGUGAGGGUGUUAAUGUGGUGGGGACGCUGGCGUGGAGUAUUUAUGAUAAUUUGGAGUGGAGUCAGGGGUACUCUGUUAAGUUUGGGAUUCAGUAUGUCAAUCUCACGACACAGGAACGGUAUUUCAAAGCGAGUGCCUUUGAGUAUGCUAAUAUGUUUAAUGUGUAUCUCGAGAAGUAAGGAAAUAGAGUUUCAAGGAAUUGUCACCCGAUUGCGUAAGGGGUGAGGCACCAAGGGUAUUGGAAACUACAGCAAAGUGGAAGUAGGAUACCUUCGUAAAUAUCUAAUUUUACACCAUAUGAGGAAGCUCUCAGGGUAAUAUCUAAUUCCCAAGGGAUCAAGCAAUCCUUCAUCAUGCGAACCGACCCAAGCGUCCAUUAUACUAAUUCCAAUUCAAGCCAACCCUAAGAAACGACUAAGC